CAGGCUGGAGUUUUCAUCAAAUAUCUUAAAAAAAUGUCAAAUUUUGAGGAGUUUCACUUCGACUUUUACCAGUCCAAUUAUACCAUAGAUGACCAGGAAGAAGGUUACAACAGUUACGGGUCUAAUGAAAACCUCUGUGGAAGCAGAAAGAGCCAAACAGGAGAGCAACCUCCAGCCGGUGCUUUUGCCCCAUCAGAAAUGUAUCUGUCCUCUCCAAGUUACACAGGUCAGAUUUUGCAGCCAACGUACAGUCCCGACACUCUCUCUCACCUUAGUUACGCUGAUGGAUUUGAUGAGGAACCUCCUUUGCUGGAAGAACUUGGGAUCAAUUUUGAGCAUAUAUGGCAAAAAACAUUAACAGUUCUAAAUCCAAUGAAGCCUGCAGAUGGCAGCAUUAUGAAUGAGACGGACCUCACUGGACCUAUGGUUUUCUGUUUAGCCCUCGGAGCAACACUGCUGCUGGCAGGAAAAGUUCAUUUUGGCUAUGUGUAUGGCAUGAGUGCCAUUGGGUGCCUUGCUAUGCAUGAAAAAAGCGUCGCAGGAGUCUCCCAUGGCUGCGUUGCAAGUGUCUUGGGCUAUUGCCUGCUGCCCAUGGUGAUCUUGUCCUCUUCUGCAGUCGUCUUCUCACUACAGGGGAUCCUGGGAACUUUGUUAGCUCUGUUUAUUAUUGGAUGGUGCAGCUUGUCAGCCUCCAAAAUUUUUACCUCUGCAUUGGCUAUGGAAGGACAGCAGCUUCUUGUCGCAUACCCGUGUGCUUUACUCUAUGGACUUUUUGCACUUCUAACGGUUUUCUGA
This is a messenger RNA of Balearica regulorum gibbericeps (East African grey crowned-crane), 795 nucleotides long. It is a transcript of the gene YIPF7, whose product is annotated as Yip1 domain family member 7. NCBI's taxonomy places the organism in Eukaryota, Metazoa, Chordata, Aves, Gruiformes, Gruidae. Gene Ontology annotation, cellular component: trans-Golgi network; membrane. The record is from RefSeq and is a predicted model, not a curated record. Gene Ontology annotation, biological process: vesicle fusion with Golgi apparatus; endoplasmic reticulum to Golgi vesicle-mediated transport.